AUGCUGCUGCUUAAAUUUCCUCCGCCUUAUGGCACAGGCACGGUGCGCGGAGACCAACUUGGCGCCCGAAGCUGCUAUGCUUUAGCAGUGAAGUCCACCAACCACCAACAUCGGGGCGAGGCCCUCGCAGUAACCCAGGCUCCAGCCCCAGUUCAAGCUGGCACCGAGCGCCCAGAAGACCCCAGGAAGGAAUCUGUCACCCCACAGGCCGAACCUGUGGAAGACCUGGAGCUGGUUACUCUCGAUGCCGAUAUCUCGGACCGGUAG
This is a messenger RNA of Prunus armeniaca (apricot), 267 nucleotides long. The record is from the annotation of a GenBank genome assembly. Lineage: Eukaryota; Viridiplantae; Streptophyta; Magnoliopsida; Rosales; Rosaceae.